AUGAAUAAAUUGUUUUAUUUUAUUGUUAUAGUUACUGAUGCUUUUGGUAUGGAAAAUAUAUUUGAACAAAUGCAAAAAUAUAAAGAAGAAGCUGAUCAAUUAACGGGUGAUGAACGAAAACGAUUCGCAGAAAAGGUGAUUUUAUCACUUUGGAAAAAUAUAGGUGAUGAAGAAGACGAAAGCGAUGAUGAUGAUGAUAAUGAUAAUAAUGACGGUGAUCAAAACCAAAAAUAA
This is a messenger RNA of Rotaria sp. Silwood2, 234 nucleotides long. Lineage: Eukaryota; Metazoa; Rotifera; Eurotatoria; Philodinida; Philodinidae. The record is from the annotation of a GenBank genome assembly.